This is a messenger RNA of Panicum hallii, 1647 nucleotides long. RefSeq names its product B2 protein-like. Lineage: Eukaryota; Viridiplantae; Streptophyta; Magnoliopsida; Poales; Poaceae. The coding region runs from base 269 to 1309 and encodes 346 amino acids. The transcript is spliced from 4 exons. Gene Ontology annotation, biological process: response to endoplasmic reticulum stress. The record is from RefSeq and is a predicted model, not a curated record.
AAGCGACGCCGAGCGCACACGCCUGGGGUCACCGCCCGAUAACGAUACGUACGGCUCCACUCCGACGCGAUUGGUAACCAGCUGACAACUGCACCCACGUCCUCCACCGCGACCCACCGGGCAGGCGAUAAAACCCCUGGCCACACGCGGCGGCACCCCCACCCACUCCACUCCGUUUCAUUUCCCACUCCCCUGCCCCCGCGCCUCUCCCCGACUCCCUCUCCGUUUUCCGGCGAACUCGCGGCUAUCCGGAAGAAACAGGCCGGCCAUGGAGGGCUACGACCGCGAGUUCUGGCAGUUCAGCGACCAGCUGCGCCUGCAGACGGCCGCCUUCUCGGGCCUCUCCCUCGGCGACUCCAUCUGGUCCCCGGCCGCCGGCGCCGGCCGCCGCAACUCCUCCCAGCCCGACGCCGGCCUCUUCGCGUCCCCUGCGCCCGCCGACGCCGCCCUGGCGGCCGCCAAGAACAACCUCAACGGCGGCGGGCCGGGGCUCAUCGGCUCCGGCAAGCUGGCCUUCGGCGCAACCACCACCAGCAAGGCCGACCGCUACAACAACCUUCCCACCGACAAGGCCGCCGCCGCCUACAACAACAACAACAUCAACAGUGGCUAUGCCAAGAACAUCAGCAGCAACGGCUUUAAGAUGGGCUACAACAGCAACGGUAGCAGCAACAACAGCGGCGAGGUGAAGAGCUACUUCAACAAGUCCGCCGGGAGGCCGGCGAGCAACAACAGCAGCAGCCACCACGGCGGCGCCGGCAAGAAGCACGGCGGCGCCGGCGACUACGGCAAGAAGAAGCACGCCAAGAACGAGGGCGGCGGCAACAACAACGGCGCGGCGGCCGCGGACAAGCGGUUCAAGACGCUGCCGGCGUCGGAGGCGCUGCCGCGGGGCGAGGCCGUCGGCGGCUACAUCUUCGUCUGCAACAACGACACCAUGGACGAGAACCUCAGGAGGGAGCUCUUCGGGCUGCCGUCCCGGUACAGGGACUCGGUGCGGGCCAUCCGGCCAGGGCUGCCCCUCUUCCUCUACAACUACUCCACCCACCAGCUCCACGGCAUCUUCGAGGCCGCGAGCUUCGGCGGGACGAACAUCGACCCGACGGCGUGGGAGGACAAGAAGUGCCCCGGCGAGUCGCGAUUCCCCGCACAGGUUCGCGUGGCGACGCGGAAGAUCUACGACCCGCUGGAGGAGGACGCCUUCCGCCCCAUCCUCCACCACUACGACGGGCCCAAGUUCCGGCUCGAGCUCUCAGUUACCGAGGCCAUCGCCCUCCUCGACAUCUUCGCGGACAAGGAGGACGCCUGAAUGCCUGACCGAUCCUUCGUCAGGCCGCCGCGGCCCCCAGGGGGCGCCGCCGAGCAACAAAUAAAAGCAGACAUGCACAGUACAUGUCACAAGACACCGGUAUUAGCAUUGUUAUCAUGCACACCUUUGUUUGAUGUGAGGGCUAUGAGGCAUGCGUCCCAUUGCUUUGUUUUUAUGAUGACACUAGCGCGACGAUUUGCAGAGGAAUAGCCCUCGUUUCUCCUCUUGUACUGUAAGUUGUAGACAUGUUCGGACCAAGUGCCAUGUACAAAUCACUUUGAGAUCUGUUCCUGUGUUGUAAACCUGAACAUAAUGAACGGUCUUGCUCUGUUCGUACA